Messenger RNA from Balaenoptera ricei (Rice's whale), 1915 nucleotides. Its product is annotated as RAD52 motif-containing protein 1-like. The transcript is spliced from 4 exons. Gene Ontology annotation, cellular component: nucleolus. The record is from RefSeq and is a predicted model, not a curated record. Bases 55 to 612 code for a protein of 185 amino acids. NCBI's taxonomy places the organism in Eukaryota, Metazoa, Chordata, Mammalia, Artiodactyla, Balaenopteridae.
UGCGCAGCCGCAGUCCGCUUGCGCACCGAGCCGCGCACGAGCGGUAACGGUUGGAUGGUGGCGUUGGUACCUUUUGUGGUUCCCAUCGUGGGUGACAAAACCUUGCUGGUGUGGGAGCUGAGCUCUGGACCCACGGCCGAGGCCUUGCAAUCUUCUCCCAGUUUGGCCUUCAGUAUUCGGUCCGAGUCUUCCCAAACGCAGCAGUGGCCGGUCCUGUGUUCUAUGCCAUCAUCAAGGGAUGCCCACAGAGCCCAAAAGGCAUGCGACCAGAAGCAGCUUUUUCAGACAUCUCCAGUGAAGCUUCAGGAUCUUUCUAACCUUGAAGAAAGAGAAAAUGAAGAUAUUGUGACACCACUUCAGAAGCAAAGCCUGAAGCUCUUCUGUGCUUUAGAGGUGGCGUUGCCCUCCCACGAGUGCAGGAGUCCUGGAGCUGGCAUGGCUGAGGAACCUUUGGAUAAGUUGGAGGAAGGGUCAUUAUCAUUCCUUAUGAAAAGGAAGGUAACCCAGAAGCUUGCUAUUCAGAAGGCUAUGACAGAAGCAUUCCGGAAACUGCUGAUUGUGGUUUUAGGUAGGACCUUUUUGAUUGUCCUUGAAGUGCUUCGGUUUCAGUGAGCAAAUCAACUUAUUUGAAAAGUGAAUUGGAUGAAAAUAAUGGUUAUCUAAAACAUUACAUAUUCUUUCAUUCACCAGAUGCUUUCACAGCAGCAGUCUUAACUUUGUUCUUUGUGGCAUUUAUGAGAAAAACGACAGCAACUAUGAUCGUCCCCAGUGUUUAGAUGUAGAAUGACUUGCCUCAGUUCAUACAGAAAGUGUUUGAUCCAGUUCUUCCUCAAUUGCUUGCUUAUCAUACAGAAUAGUAUAGUGAUGAUAAGCCUUGGACACCUGUGUUUGAGUCCUAACUUUGUCUCUUAGGUUUUGUUGUUGUUGUUGUUGCAAUUUUAGGUUUUCCUAGCCAGAGACAUUUGAAGGUAUUUAAUAUCUCUAAGCUGCAAUUUCUUUAUCUGCAAAUAGGGUUAGUAAUUCAGCUUAUCACCUAAUGGGGGAUAUUGUAAGAGGAAAUGAGAUGAUGAAUGUCAAAAGCUUAGAACUAUGCCUGAAACAUAGUAAGCAGACAAAAUGUAUUGACUGUUAUUAUUAUCGUUGUUUUCUUGUUGAAGAGUUUAUUAGAUUAUGUUUUUGGAAUCAGCUUAAUUUCAGUUUUCAUUUCUGAUAUAUUGGGUGAAUAUGAUUCUUAUAUAAUAAUCGGCUACGUUUUUGUGAGCCUUGAAAGGGGUCAUGCUAUUGAACAGCGUUGAUUGUGUUCCCUAUCGAGUUAUACAGCGGUGAGAAUGUCACAGGCUGUGCCCAAAGGAGACUUUAUGAUUAGUAGAUUCCCGGAACAGAAUUGCUCCUCUGCUUCACAGCCCUGCAGGCUUAGAGACUGAGGAAUCCUAGCUAAGUUGUCAGAGACCUUAUUUGCUUAUAAGAGUUGACCGUGGCUUGGUCUUGGCCUUCCAGCCUGGGCAGUCCUUCCAGUGAAGUGUGACUUCCCUGGUCAUCAGGCAGAAUCUCCAUCAGCUGUCAACUCUGGGUAACAACCUUUAAGAACCAAACUAAAUGUCUGGGUUGUUUGUCCCUAAUAUGCAAAGGUAUUGCGUAUAUGUACUCAAAACUCCUUAGACCGAAAAGCCUGGUGGCUCUAGCUUGCCUUGAGGAAAGCUGUAUUGUCCAAAAGGUACAUGGGCCAGUUUCUGCCAGUAGAGUGUUCAAAUGCUCUCUCUCUCUCUCUCUCUGUCUCUGUCUCCAAAGCUUUGUUCAUUGUAUCUGGUAGAAUUUUGGUCCCAAGGAGUAGGCACUUGCCUUGCUUCUGAUAUGAAGUAUCUAUUAUAGUCCAGUGUUAUCUAUCCCAGGUUUGAACUCACUUUGACCCCCACCU